AUGGAUAAUUCUAAGUGUAAUCUGGUUUUUUAUUAUAUUAUUGAUCCUGAGUGGUAUUCAGAUGGUGAUGAGCUUACUACAAAUAUAAUUGCAUAUCAUUACUUAAUUGAAUCUAAAUCUCUUGAUCCAUCAAAAAGAACCUAUAUAUUACUUAUUCAUAAAAAAAUUAGCAAGUAUAGUAAUGACAUAUCUUUAGAAAAAUAUAAAAAAUUUAUAAAAGAAUAUUCAGGAUGUUUAUAUAUACCCACUGUUGAGCAUUUUGUUGUACAUCUUUGGCUUCGAAAUACAAAAAAUACCACAGAUGAAGCAAAGAUAGCAAAUACAGAGUAA
Dentiscutata erythropus is the source of this 330-nucleotide messenger RNA. NCBI's taxonomy places the organism in Eukaryota, Fungi, Glomeromycota, Glomeromycetes, Diversisporales, Gigasporaceae. The record is from the annotation of a GenBank genome assembly.